AUGUACUUGGUAAUUGAAAAGAUCCUGGGAGCUGUGGAUGGGUCCUCUGGUGCGAAAUUCCGUAUUUCCCUGGGUCUUCCGGUGGGAGCCGUGAUCAACUAUGCUGACAACACAAGAGCCAAAAAUCUGUAUAUCAUAUCUGUGAAGGGGAUCAAGGGACCACUGAACAGACUUCCUACUGCUGACGUGGGUGACAUGCUGAUGGCCAUAGUCAAGAAAGGCAAACCAGAGCUCAGAAAUGUUGUGACGCUUUUCAGUGGGAUUCAACAACAAAAAUCAUACCGAAGAACAUAUCGUGUGUUUCAUUAUUGUGAAGAUAAUGCAGGGGUCAUAGUAGACAAUAAAGGUGAGAUUAAAGGUUGUGCCAUCACAGGACCAGUUGCAAAGGAGUGUGUAGACUUGUGGCCCAGGAUUGUGUCUAAUGCUGGCAGCAUUGUGUGA
Molecule: messenger RNA, 441 nt
Organism: Cynocephalus volans (Philippine flying lemur)
Lineage: Eukaryota; Metazoa; Chordata; Mammalia; Dermoptera; Cynocephalidae
Product: large ribosomal subunit protein uL14-like
Exons: 3
Coding region: 1-441 (146 amino acids)
Biological process (GO): translation
Cellular component (GO): ribosome; cytosolic large ribosomal subunit
Molecular function (GO): large ribosomal subunit rRNA binding; structural constituent of ribosome
Source: RefSeq, a predicted model, not a curated record